Messenger RNA from Anopheles bellator, 2466 nucleotides. RefSeq lists its product as uncharacterized. NCBI's taxonomy places the organism in Eukaryota, Metazoa, Arthropoda, Insecta, Diptera, Culicidae. The transcript is spliced from 7 exons. The record is from RefSeq and is a predicted model, not a curated record. Bases 46 to 2250 code for a protein of 734 amino acids.
CGUACCCGUACUGAGUUGGCCAAUAUUGACUCACAACAGACAGCGAUGCGUCCUCCGUCGCCGCACCUCGUCAAGACCCCGGCUCCAAAGCCGGCAGGAGAUGCUUCGCCAACACAACAAAUGUCGCCUCAACAGGAUGCAAUGGAACAGUGGGUUUCGGAUACGUUCUUUUCCUACUUUCCGAGUUUCAACAAAAAGCAGAAGGACCAGAAAGUGGUCCUUUCCCGUGCCCGCCAGGAGGAGUAUCAAGAGUAUUUGAAAAAUGUAAAUUUCAUUGCUAACGUGAUCCCGGAAGUGGCGACCAAACACCAGCAGUACAUUAAGAAGUACGGCACUGGUAAGACGGGCAAGGGUGCUGCGGCGACGACUGGCGAAGGCUCAAAGGAGAAAGGCGCAGGAACGUCGAGUCCUCCGCCGGCCGCCAAUGUCGGUAUGGGCAACAGUCCGGCUCAGCCACAGGUUCGCUUCGGGAAGUCCCUGGUGGCGGAAGGGAACGCAAAUUUCCGCAAAGGUAGCCCGCGCGAGAAGUUGAUUGAAGAUUUAGCCCAUAUUGAUCUGCCUACCAUUCUCAAUACAGACACUAUCGAUCGCAGGAAUAGGAUGUUGGCCGAAGAAGAAAGCCGCCGCAAGAUGGACUACCAACGAGACUUGAUUAAGCAGAUCGAGGAGAAGCGAAAGGAGGUCGAACGGAUGCGCGAAAAGGAAAAACUGGAGGAGGAAAUGUUGACCAGCCGUCUGGAACAGCAGCUAAAAACGAUGCAGCUGGAAGAGCAACUGGAGCAUGAGCGGGUACGCAGCGAAAAGCUACGAAUUGCCAACGAGCAAAAUCACAUCCGCCGGCUGCAGCUGCUGGCCAACCUGGAGAACGAUCACAAACUGUUUAACCCGUACGACGGUCAGCGGAAAGCGUUUUCGGAAAAUGGCGUCAAAUCAACGGCGGCUGCCGGUGGACCCACGGCCAAAGCGGCUGCCCUAGCACCCAACUCAUUGUCAUCCGGCGACGAGCGCACCAAGGUUUAUCGAUAUUUUAGUAACUCGGCUCAAAACGAAAAGUAUAAUGCUCCCCCAUUCGCCAGUGGGGUCGGAGCGGCCUACUCAUCCGGGUUGUCGUCCGAGCAGGAUUAUGAAUCUUCCAGUGAAACCACAAUCAAUGCUCCGUUUCCUGCCAGCCAUCGGUAUCAGUUCUGCAAGACCUGCCGCGGUGAUAUCGACCGAUCGUUCCUCCCACCGCCGCCGACGAUGGUUAGUUCGAAACACCACCCAAAAGCAACGGAUCGGAAACAUUGCGCCAACUGUAAGCGGAUCGGGGCAGCAGGGAAUGAUCCGCGAACGAUGGUAGGGAACGAUCUACGACGCUGCGCGAGAUGCGAGCGAACGAUUAAACGAUCGUCGGUGGGAAAAGGAUCGUCACUCUGUGCGGUUUGUCAACUAACGAAGGAUGCCCAUGGACAGCCACGGAGAACGAUGCGAGCGGCGGCGGUGCGCCCCUCGGUCGUGCUGGACACCGACGAUCCGGUGGAGGACAGUGAAGCAGUAAAUGAGCGCGAAACCAACGCCGGGUCACCCGUUAAUCCAUACAAAAUUAUUGAUGUGCAGUACCACGAGAGUGACAACGAACACGGAGACACGGCCGUGCUGAAUCCGGUGAUUGUGAAGAAAAAUUAUCGUCAACCACCGUACUCGCUUAAUAUUUCGGAGAACUCACUCUUUCAUCCUAACAAAAGCGCCCCGGAACCGGUGCUAUCGGUGAACGUGCGCAAUGGGGAAGUGUUUGUCGACAAUAAGCUCCGAUCGCGCCCUGCCAGCCCGGCUCGCCAACCGGCCCAGGACGAACGAGAUGACGAAAGCUCAUCGGCACUCGGGGACGAUCUGCUGGAUGAGCGAAUCGCGAAAUACGUACGCCACUACAACACGCUUUGGAUGAAGCGUGGUCACGGUAGGAAGCAGAACACACAUCAACCUUCCAACUGCGACCACCAUCAGACGAUGACGAAGAAUUUUGCUUCCGGUUCGACGCUGCCAUCGCUUUCGCCCCCGAAAGUGUACGUUAGUGAUCGGCCGGAAAAGAUGAAGAGCGACGGCCUUAAGCUGGUGGAGAAAAAAUGGGAGAUACCGGCCGUUGAGCGAACGAAAGUAAAUAAUACUGGUUCGACGCGAGUCCUCACACAGCUCGGGGCGAUCCGAAAGCAACUGCAGUUAGAACAGCUCCAAAUGGAUGGACCAUCAUCUUACACGAAGAAUAAUUACUAAGCUUUCCGAUUGUGGCUGAUAAUGAUCGACGAAUGGAAAAUCGAGGAACCACUGAAUUGACAAACCUCGGCAUACUCCAGGAACUGGCUUCCACUGUGAAAUGCGACACAAGCACCAGGCCAGCUCAAAGUUGUGUUCCUGUGUAGCUAACGAUGAAUGCAGUUUUGUAGCAAUAAUUUAAUAAAAUGAUUAGCAAUUUGCUUAUGUCGGUUUUUC